GGGUUUUCGGAUGAGAUCAUUAUAAUGACUUCGUUACAAAAACCACGGAAGAUAUUGAUACGUGGAUCUGAUGGAAAAGAUUAUCCGUUUCUUUGUAAACCUAAAGAUGAUUUAAGAAAAGAUGCUAGAUUGAUGGAAUUUAAUUUGAAGAUCAAUAAGCUUUUGAAAAAAGAUUCUGAAUCGAGAAAACGUAAUUUGCAUAUUAGAACAUAUGCUGUAGUCGUCUUGAAUGAAGAAUGUGGUUUAUUAGAAUGGGUUCCACAUACUCUUCCACUUUGA
Melampsora larici-populina 98AG31 is the source of this 279-nucleotide messenger RNA. RefSeq lists its product as uncharacterized. Gene Ontology annotation, cellular component: nucleus. The record is from RefSeq and is a predicted model, not a curated record. The transcript is spliced from 2 exons. Gene Ontology annotation, biological process: protein phosphorylation; DNA damage checkpoint signaling; telomere maintenance. Lineage: Eukaryota; Fungi; Basidiomycota; Pucciniomycetes; Pucciniales; Melampsoraceae. The annotation marks the transcript as partial. Gene Ontology annotation, molecular function: protein serine/threonine kinase activity.